CAUAUAUAUUCAAAGAUGGAGAAUAAUUUCGUCCAUACGAGGCCAUAACAAUGCCUUUCAGCAAGCUGGUCCUUCAGUUGAAUCCAGCCCAGUCGCAAAUUUCUUGGCUUUGCAGACUUUACCUUCUGUUACAAAGGGUCUACGAACCAGAAGGAGAGGGAGGACGAUGAUUCCGGAAACUCAGUAACAUCGCGUUGUAGGAUCUCAAACAAGGUAACAAUUCUUCUUUCGUAUCUCCUAAAUAAACAAGCUUUUCUCUCAACCAAAUCAAAUGCUUCGUUUAGUUUGCUCAAGGUUGCCCCAUAAACUAAGGCACAGACCUUCGAAAACUAGCCACGCAAACUUUUCCGCAACCUCCUCUCUCAUGCCCAUCUCCGACCCCCCUAAUUCCACGGACCCAAAAUCUCUUACAGUUUCUUUCCUUCAAAACUCAUGUGGGUUGUCCCUACAAUUGGCCACUUUAGCUUCCAAGAAGCUCAACAUUGAGAACGUAGAGAAUCCCAACUCCGUUCUGAAUCUGUUGAGAACUCACGGUUUGACGCAGAACCACAUCAUACACCUAAUUAGUAGUCGUCCGUUAUUACUUUUGGCCGAUUUAGGCAAUACCCUCAAGCCCAACAUGGAAUUGUUUAAAUCCUUAGGGUUCUCUGGCGCUAACCUCGCCAAAAUGCUCACCAAAUACCCAACUGUGCUAGAAAGUGAUGCAUACACUGCUGUUGAUUUUUUUAGAGCACAUGGUUUUAGUGAUAUGCAAAUAAAAACUUUGACUAUGAAGUGUCCCCCAUUGUAUACGUAUAAUGCUAACAAGAUUUUUAAGCCAAAGUUGGAGUUUUUCAAAUCGUUAGGCUUGUCAGAUCUUGAAAUUACAAAGCUUUUAUCUGCAUCACCUGAUAUUCUGCGAAGGAGCCUCGAAAAACAUCUCAUUCCGUGUGUUCAAGAGCUUAGGCGGAUUCUUGGCUCCGACGAGAAUGUCUUACAGGUUAUAAAUGCAUGCUGGGCAGUACUUAGAACAGACGUUGUACAUAAGCUACAGACCAACAUCGCUACUCUGAUAAGCCGUGGUGUUCCCCAGUCAUUGGUUUUGAAAUUCUUCGAUAGAAGAGCAAUGUCAUUGCUUAUCUGUAGCAAUCGGUUUAGGGAGAUUGUUAGCGAAGUUAUGAAAUUGGGUUUUGAUCCCAAUCAUCUGAAAUUUGUUCUAGCCAUUAUGUCAAUGGCACUAAAUAGUAAAACACUGUGGGAGCAGAAGGUGGAAGCUUAUAGGAGUUUUGGUUUGUCAGAGGGUGAGAUUUAUGCUGCAUUCAAGCGGCACCCCUUGUGUAUGUGUUGUUCGGAAAAGAAGAUCAAGAAAAUAAUGGGUUUCUUUGUGAACAAACUGAAGAUGAAGCCUUCGAGGAUCUCCAAGAGCCCGAUUCUUCUACUGCUUAGCUUGGAGAAGCGGAUUAUUCCGAGGUGUUCAGUUCUGCAACUUUUGAUGUUGGAGGGUUUGAUCAAGGAAGAUACUAGCAUCGUUUAUAUAGUCAAAAUGGCUGAGAAGAACUUCAUGAAGAGAUUUGUGAGCAAGUAUCAAAAUGAGGUUCCUGAUGUUGUUAGAGCGCACCAAGGGAAGAUAGAAUUUCAAGGGCUCCCCAUAGCCAUGGAAAUGUGACUACUUUGGAUAUAAUCAAAUGUGGCAUUGCCUAAAGAUCAUGAGUUCAGUUUUAGUUCAACAUGUCUACAGUUGGACGUUUAUCUUCGUCUGUGUUAUUUAAGGGUAAAACAUUUUGCGGAGUUGAUUCAGCAACUUUCUAUGGUGAUCUAUCUGUGUUAUUCACUUCAAGAGAAGCCAACCCUGUCCUUAUUUGUUUGAGCAUUUCAAAAGUUUGAGGCAAUCUGGUAUGUUUAGGUGUGGGAAGACUGUGUGGCCUGAUGAUCACAUAAAAUCUUUAUGUUUGUUUCUCUUUAGAUCUAAUGUAAAUCCACAAAUCCAAGCUUCGACUUGGAGUUGAAGUCAGUGAUCGCUCUGAUUGGAGUCAGACUCCAACUCUGAGUCGAAAGACAAGGAUUAUAAUUUAUAUUGUUUCAAAUACUUUCAGCAUCGCAUUCUAGCUAAUUUACCAUCGCUUCUACUGCCAA
Messenger RNA from Carya illinoinensis, 2112 nucleotides. RefSeq lists its product as uncharacterized. The record is from RefSeq and is a predicted model, not a curated record. Gene Ontology annotation, biological process: chloroplast organization; regulation of DNA-templated transcription. The transcript has 2 exons. Gene Ontology annotation, molecular function: double-stranded DNA binding. NCBI's taxonomy places the organism in Eukaryota, Viridiplantae, Streptophyta, Magnoliopsida, Fagales, Juglandaceae. Bases 272 to 1645 code for a protein of 457 amino acids. Gene Ontology annotation, cellular component: chloroplast.